AUGGCCCAGUCUGCAGACCAAAUGUCACUGCAGGUGAUACCGACUGUCAGCAAUGCAGCCUUGCUUCAGCCAGGCUUCUCUCUCCUCAAUUUUGGUGGGCAUGUUGUUUUUUUUGGGCAGAAAGGAUGGCCAAAGAGAUCCUGUCCCACUGGUGUUUUCCUCCUGGAUAUAAACCAGAAUGAGCUCAAAAUGAAGCCUGCCUUUUUCUCCAAGGACUCCUGCUACCUCCCCCCUCUGCGCUACCCCGCUCUCGGCGUGCUCAGGGCCAGCGUGGGGACUGAUGAGCACCAGUAUGUUAUCCAUGGAGGGAAAACACCCAACAAUGACCUUUCUGACAAGGUCUAUCUUAUGAGUCUGGUAAGCAGAAACAGCAAGAAAACCACGUUCCAAUGCACUGAAAAAGAGCUGUGUGGAGAUGUCCCUGAAGCUAGAUACGGGCAUACAAUUAAUGUGGUUCACAGCCAGGGAAAAAGCAUGGCUGUUAUAUUUGGAGGGAGAUCAUACGUUCCUCUGGCACAAAGAACCACUGAAAAAUGGAACAGCAUAGUUGACUGUUUGCCAUCUGUGUUUCUCAUUGAUUUUGAGUUUGGAUGCUGUACAUCAUACAGACUCCCGGAGCUUCAAGAGGGACUCGCUUUUCAUGUUUCAAUUGCCAAAAAUGACUCAGUCUACAUUUUGGGAGGCCACUCACUUCAAAAUAACACCAGGUCUCCCAGUUUAUAUAAACUAAAAGUUGAUCUGCCACUGGGCAGCCCCUCUGUGACCUGCACCAUCCUGCCAGGGGGAAUUUCUGUGUCAAGUGCCAUAGUGACUCAGACCAAAGACUCUGAAUUUGUCCUUGUGGGGGGCUACCAGUCUGACACCCAGAAAAGGUUGGUGUGUAACACAAUCCUUCUGGGAGACAAUAAGAUAGAGAUUCUUGAAAGAGAGGGCCCAGACUGGACAGCAGCUAUUAAACACUGCAGGACGUGGUUUGGUUGUGACAUGGGAAAAGGCUCUGUGUUGCUGGGCAUUCCAGGUGCCAACAAGCAGUUCAUCUCAGAUGCAAACUACUUCUACAUUUUGAGAUGCAAAGGAGCAGAAGAGGAGAAGGAGGAAGAACUGAGAGUGCCAAUUUGCAGUCAGACAUCGACAGAAAACCCUGAAGACUCUUCUGCAUUUGAAGAUUCAGAGGAGUUCUGCCUUAGUGCUGAAGCAAACAGCUUUGAUGCUGGUGAUACUGACACUUACAAUGAAGAUGAUGAAGACGAUGAAUCAGACACAGGCUACUGGAUCACCUGCUCUGCUGGCUGCAGUGUUGACAUCAACACCUGGGUCCCUUUCUAUUCAACAGAACUCAACAAGCCUGCAAUGAUCCUGUGUUCCAGUGGGACUGCCCACUGGGUCCAUGCACAGUGUAUGGAUCUGUCAGAGAGGAUGCUCCUACAGCUCUCAGGAGCAAACGUCAAGUACUUCUGCAAGGAGCACGUUGCCCUUCACAGAGGGCUACAAACCCCCCAGAGAGGGCUGCAGCUCAAAAAGCAGCCCAGGAAACCACCGAGGAAAAAGUCUGCCCUAAAGUUAGCAACACCAGGGAAAAAAUCCUUUCUUAGGAGACUGUUUGAAUAA
This is a messenger RNA of Calypte anna (Anna's hummingbird), 1608 nucleotides long. RefSeq names its product recombination activating 2 (gene RAG2). The transcript has a single exon. Bases 1 to 1608 code for a protein of 535 amino acids. Gene Ontology annotation, biological process: V(D)J recombination. Lineage: Eukaryota; Metazoa; Chordata; Aves; Apodiformes; Trochilidae. The record is from RefSeq and is a predicted model, not a curated record. Gene Ontology annotation, molecular function: sequence-specific DNA binding; protein binding. Gene Ontology annotation, cellular component: nucleus; DNA recombinase complex.